Trichechus manatus latirostris (Florida manatee) is the source of this 4848-nucleotide messenger RNA. RefSeq names its product glutamate ionotropic receptor kainate type subunit 3 (gene GRIK3). The record is from RefSeq and is a predicted model, not a curated record. Gene Ontology annotation, cellular component: kainate selective glutamate receptor complex; plasma membrane; presynaptic membrane. NCBI's taxonomy places the organism in Eukaryota, Metazoa, Chordata, Mammalia, Sirenia, Trichechidae. Gene Ontology annotation, biological process: synaptic transmission, glutamatergic; monoatomic ion transport; modulation of chemical synaptic transmission. The coding region runs from base 126 to 2885 and encodes 919 amino acids. Gene Ontology annotation, molecular function: kainate selective glutamate receptor activity; transmitter-gated monoatomic ion channel activity involved in regulation of postsynaptic membrane potential. The transcript has 16 exons.
GCGCUCGGGAACCGGACGGCUGGGCCAGGCGGCGCCUCGGGGGCUGCUGCGCGCCCGCGCCUAGAGCUGCCGCCCCAGGGAGCCCGCCACGGCCGCGCCCCGGGCACGCUCGGCGGCGCCCAACGAUGACCGCUCCCUGGCGGCGCCUCCGGAGUCUGGUUUGGGAAUACUGGGCCGGGCUCCUCGUGUGCGCCUUCUGGGUCCCGGACUCGCGCGGGAUGCCCCACGUCAUCCGGAUCGGAGGAAUCUUUGAGUAUGCUGAUGGCCCCAAUGCCCAGGUCAUGAAUGCGGAGGAGCACGCCUUUCGAUUUUCUGCCAACAUCAUCAACAGGAACAGGACUCUGCUGCCCAACACAACCUUGACCUACGACAUCCAGAGGAUCCACUUCCAUGACAGCUUUGAAGCCACCAAGAAGGCCUGUGACCAGCUGGCCCUGGGCGUGGUGGCGAUCUUCGGGCCAUCGCAGGGCUCCUGCACCAAUGCUGUCCAGUCCAUCUGCAAUGCCCUGGAGGUGCCCCACAUCCAACUGCGCUGGAAGCACCACCCGCUGGACAAUAAGGACACCUUCUACGUGAACCUCUACCCCGACUACGCCUCCCUCAGCCACGCCAUCCUCGACCUGGUCCAGUACCUCAAGUGGCGGUCGGCCACCGUGGUCUAUGACGACAGUACAGGGCUCAUUCGGCUGCAGGAGCUCAUCAUGGCCCCAUCGAGAUACAACAUCCGCCUGAAGAUCCGCCAGCUCCCCAUCGACUCUGACGACUCGAGGCCCCUGCUCAAGGAGAUGAAGCGAGGCCGGGAAUUCCGCAUCAUCUUCGACUGCAGCCACACCAUGGCAGCGCAGAUCCUCAAGCAGGCCAUGGCCAUGGGCAUGAUGACGGAGUACUACCACUUCAUCUUCACCACUCUGGAUCUUUAUGCAUUAGACCUGGAGCCCUACCGCUACUCAGGGGUCAACCUGACGGGCUUCCGGAUCCUCAACGUGGACAACCCCCACGUCUCAGCCAUCGUGGAGAAGUGGUCCAUGGAGCGGCUGCAGGCAGCUCCUCGAGCAGAGUCGGGCCUGUUGGAUGGAGUGAUGAUGACCGACGCAGCCUUACUCUACGACGCUGUCCACAUCGUAUCCGUGUGCUACCAGCGGGCGCCCCAGAUGACCGUCAACUCCCUGCAGUGCCAUCGGCACAAGGCCUGGCGCUUUGGCGGCCGCUUCAUGAACUUCAUCAAGGAGGCUCAAUGGGAAGGAUUAACUGGAAGGAUUGUUUUCAACAAAACCAGUGGCUUACGGACGGAUUUCGAUCUGGACAUUGUCAGCCUGAAGGAGGAUGGCCUGGAGAAGGUUGGGGUGUGGAGUCCUGCUGAGGGACUCAACAUCACGGAGGUUGCCAAGGGCCGAGGCCCCAACGUCACUGACUCCCUGACUAACAGGUCACUCAUAGUCACCACAGUGCUGGAGGAGCCCUUUGUCAUGUUCCGGAAGUCUGAUAGGACCCUGUACGGGAAUGACCGGUUUGAGGGGUACUGCAUCGACCUGCUCAAGGAACUGGCCCACAUCCUGGGCUUCUCCUACGAGAUCCGGCUGGUAGAGGAUGGCAAGUAUGGGGCGCAGGACGACAAGGGCCAGUGGAACGGCAUGAUCAAGGAGCUCAUCGACCAUAAGGCAGAUCUGGCCGUGGCUCCCCUGACCAUCACUCAUGUCCGCGAGAAGGCCAUCGACUUCUCCAAGCCCUUCAUGACACUUGGUGUGAGCAUCCUGUAUCGCAAGCCCAAUGGCACCAACCCCAGUGUCUUCUCCUUCCUCAACCCCCUAUCCCCAGAUAUCUGGAUGUACGUGCUCCUCGCCUACCUGGGUGUCAGCUGUGUCCUUUUUGUCAUCGCCAGGUUCAGCCCUUAUGAGUGGUACGAUGCUCACCCCUGCAACCCCGGCUCUGAGGUAGUGGAAAACAACUUCACUCUGCUCAACAGCUUCUGGUUCGGGAUGGGGUCCCUCAUGCAGCAAGGCUCUGAACUGAUGCCCAAAGCUCUGUCCACACGCAUCAUUGGUGGGAUCUGGUGGUUCUUCACGCUCAUCAUCAUCUCCUCCUACACGGCCAACCUGGCUGCCUUUCUGACCGUGGAGCGGAUGGAGUCACCCAUCGACUCUGCUGACGACCUGGCCAAGCAAACCAAAAUCGAGUAUGGGGCUGUCAAGGAUGGAGCCACCAUGACCUUCUUCAAGAAAUCCAAGAUCUCCACCUUCGAGAAGAUGUGGGCCUUCAUGAGCAGCAAGCCCUCGGCGCUGGUGAAGAACAAUGAGGAGGGCAUCCAGAGGACCCUGACAGCUGACUACGCACUGCUCAUGGAGUCCACCACCAUCGAGUACGUCACCCAGAGGAACUGCAACCUCACCCAGAUCGGGGGCCUCAUCGACUCCAAGGGCUAUGGCAUUGGCACGCCCAUGGGCUCCCCGUACCGGGACAAGAUCACCAUCGCCAUCCUACAGCUGCAGGAGGAGGACAAGCUGCACAUCAUGAAGGAGAAGUGGUGGCGGGGCAGCGGCUGUCCUGAGGAGGAGAACAAAGAGGCCAGCGCCCUAGGUAUCCAGAAGAUCGGGGGCAUCUUCAUCGUCCUGGCAGCCGGGCUGGUCCUGUCUGUGCUGGUGGCCGUGGGCGAGUUUGUGUACAAGCUCCGCAAAACAGCAGAGCGAGAGCAGCGUUCCUUCUGCAGCACCGUGGCUGAUGAGAUCCGUUUCUCCCUCACCUGCCAGCGUCGGGUCAAGCACAAGCCACAGCCUCCCAUGAUGGUCAAGACUGACGCCGUCAUCAACAUGCACACAUUCAAUGAUCGCCGGCUUCCGGGCAAGGACAGUAUGACCUGCAGCACAUCACUGGCCCCUGUAUUCCCCUAGGCACAGGCCGGGUGGGGACCUCAGGCCUGGGAUAGGGUGGAGGAAAGAAAAGGAGCCAGAAAGGAACGUCCCCGGUCCCCGUGCUGGGCUUGGGGACCACAGCUGCUGCUUGCCUGUUGGGCCAGGAGCCCCUGUGCCCUCCCUAACAGGAAACCAGAAGCCUGAGUCCAGCCAUUUCGGCUUCAUUCUCCUCUCAUUUCUUCUAUGGAUUUCUAAAGCUGCCAGCUGAGAAAGCCAAGGCCAAAGGAAGCACAUGCCUCUCUCAGGCCAAACUCACCUGCUCUUCAACUCUCCUCUGCAAUCAGAAGUUUCUGCCAAGGCCCUGCAGAGGCCAAAGGAAAUAGGAGACAGCUCUCAUGUUGCCCCUCCUUCUCCAUGAUCCCAGCCCUCUUAGGACUUGACCAUGAGACCAGAGGCACAAAACUUGGGCACCCUAAAGAUGUUAUAGUGUGGCUGCCAGUGGGAGCUGAAGAUGAGGGAUGGCCACCCACAUGCCUGGGCAGAAGGAAGAUUUCAUCCCUCAGGGGCUGCUCACGUGAUCCUGGUCAUGUGGACUUGGCCCCCACCAUGGCAGUCCCGUCUUGGCAAAGUCAAAGGCAGAGAGCACAUAGGGGAAAAGAGGAGAGAACCUGGGGCAUGGGAGGGGGAGAAAUGGUGCUAACAGAGGCCACCAUUUUGAAUUCUUAUGGACAGUGUCCCAAUUACUCCCACUCCUCUAGGAAGUCUCUAGGAGUAUAAAUGGUGGAGUGGUAACAUCAAAUUCUUCUCCACUUUCUGGCCAAAGGGGAGAGGGCCCCCUAAGUCCCUCACAGUGACUGCCCAGAGCCUCAGCCCAGCAGAGGAACAGUGGAGUCCAUGGAAAUACCACAGGCCCUCAAGCCAGCAGAUCUUACCUUGCUGGUUAUCAAGCUGCUUUCUAAACCUUGUUGGCAAUUGGGAGCUUGGGCUCUUUCCCAUCUACUCAGCAGCAACUCUCAUUCCUGGCCAGUUCACAUUGGCCUCCCUCUGUCAUCUUGGAAAGAGAAGAGUAGCCUUGUCUAGGUUGAAGUGGAAGCCAGAUCACCCCUCCUCAAAAUAGGGGUCAGUGCCCUACUACACAGGCCAACUUUGGGGUAGAUAGGGAAAGCCAAAGGGGACCCAAAGAACUCCUGGCCUCCUGGACUUGCCAAACCUAAAGAUUAUCCCCAGAAAAAGAAAGUUUUCAGGGGCAGGAUAUUAUAGCUGGGUGGGGUAGGAGAAGCUGCCUCCUGGAAAUUAACCAAAGACCCCACACAGAAACACAAGGUCUUCCUAGCCCCUCAUCUCUUGUCCAAAGCAGCUGUGACAUAUGGGGUUUGGGGAAGACAGCAGAGUAGUAGCAGCAAGUGAGGGACCAGUGAGGGCGGUGAACCAGAUGGUCUGUGGUUCCACUGAGCUGUGAUGCUCUAGAGGUUUGUGACUUCAAGAUUCUGGACAAAGAAUAAGACAUAGAAGGGUUAGGAACAAAGUGUCCUUAAAGAGAACAUGAUGGGACCAGCAGGACUUCCCAUGGCCAAGGCCCGAGGGUCAGUUGUGAGUAGUGGAAGGAGGCUGGACAUUCUGGGCAGGGAACCAGAGAUCCCCAGCCACUCCCCUCCCACCCCUCUCCUCUUUCUGCUUGGGAAGCUUGGUUAAGGAAGAGCUACCUUUAGAUUUCAGGUACCUUCUCAGCUGGGGUGAAGGGUAAUCUCUAGUUCUCCCCAGGAACUCCCAAAGUAGAAGACCACAGUGGGCUUGUGGGAUAUAUACUGUCCCUCCUCCAAUUCAUGAGAUUCAGGACCAAACCAGGUGGUUCCCAGAACCACAGCAGCUCUGACAGGCUGUGCACCUUGGAGGAGGAAGGAGAAGGCUGAAUGUGCAGCGUAGCUCAUCGCAUGUAAUGAUAGGAAAAGCCGUGCUAUCUGAGCUUCUGGUGUAUGUCUGUGUGUGUGUGUGUGUGUGUGUG